Molecule: messenger RNA, 2643 nt
Organism: Hippoglossus stenolepis (Pacific halibut)
Lineage: Eukaryota; Metazoa; Chordata; Actinopteri; Pleuronectiformes; Pleuronectidae
Exons: 3
Coding region: 160-819 (219 amino acids)
Source: RefSeq, a predicted model, not a curated record
ACAUCCUUUGUAUGGUGCUGGCUGAUCACCGGAGCCCUUUCAGCUGUAUAAGUGGUGAAAGGCGACAUAAUCUGCCCCAGAACAAGAUCUGGACUGAGAUUGAGAGAGAGAGAGACACACAGACAGGGAAAGGACCACAAAAAGCCUUUGGGGAGCAGCAUGUUAAAUCCACAGCAGCACGCUGAGCUUCUCCUGAGUGACACGCUGCCGGUGUUUGGGAAGCCGUGGUUCUGGCAGCGCAGCAGCAGCACCAUGGAGAGCACCCGCAGCCUGGCGCAGGUCAUCAUGGAGAUGCGCGAUGAUAUCAAGAAGCUGGAGGCGGAGAACCAAGAGCUGAGGGGGGACUACGGUCCGAGGACGUUUGGGGCCAAGUCAGGGGAGGACAGCCGGGGGUCUUCGGCACUUGAGAACCCCUAUAUGAACCUGAGACGAAAUGUGUCUGCACCGGUCCUGGAGGGACAAUACAAGGAGAACACUGUCAUGACCGUCCGGCGGUACUCCAUAAGCUCCAACCUGUCUGGGGUGACACUGAGAGAGGGGAGGACUGACAGGGUGCGGCGGGGGGAGAAUGGAUGGAGAAGGCUACAAGAAGAAAUCCAGCACGGGAACGGCGUCUUUGGGAACCCAGUGAGAGAAGUGGGAAAAGUUACCAACCGACACUCCCUGCAGGAAUAUGUCCACAAAAACAGGGCCAAGGUAAAAACUGUCACCUUCCUUCUACCCGUGGACGACAUCUACACCAACCGUCCGGUUCUGACCAAACACCAGGAGGAGCCUAAAAUCUCUGAGCUGGCCUCCAUAAUGGAGACCGAUUCUUGAAUGUCCACCCAAGUACUUUGUGGCCCAUGGGACAAAGUGCAGACAUGAACUAACCCUCUCCAUCUAGGUCAGUGUAGAUUGGGCUCUUAAUGAGCGAGCCGGCCGACCGAUUUUAUCACACCUGGCCACACAAACAGAAGACUCUGGUUACAGGGGUUGUUUUCAUCAGGCCAUGGCGAUGGACGCUGGGCCAACGAUGAUGAGACAUGGGGCCCUCUGCAGCGAGGAUCGGGUGUCCCCCCCCCUCCUCUUCCCAACGCGGGGGUGUCGUUUUGGAGUGAGACACACACCUGCAGGUGACAGCCCUUUUACAGACCAUUGUGGUGACUCAGGCCUCGUGAGCAACAUCAGACUCAUGGUUUAUUCAUCCUUGUUUCUUUUCGUGUUGAAAACUGAAAUGGGUUGUCAAGGGGCCACGUGCGCGUUUUCACACGUGAGCUGUUUCUUGUCAGUGUUCAUAAAGAGUGUAUUUAAUUAUUUUUUUUGUCCAAAUAGUAUUUGCUUUCCCAAACAGAAGGCUCCCUGUAAAUAAACCAAUGUUUGGCCUAUAUUAAAAGUAGUCAUUGUAAACUAUUACCUGCAACAUAAAUAUUGUUUUCUCUGCUAGGGAGGGUUUGUUUAUUGGUUUGUUUGUUUGCUAAAUACUUUUUACAAGUUAUUGGGAGUCAGUAACUUACAGAAUAAAUGAAUUUGAUAGAAAAUACAAACAUGUAUAAUCAAAAUACAGAUACUGUUCUUCCAAUGUGAUCCAAAGUGUCACAUGUACACUGAAGGGAAACUUUGACAAUGCAGAGAAUCCAUGUUAUCUUCUCAUAAAGGGGCUAAGGACACAUAGUGGGAGGAGUUUUACAAUGAUCAGUAUUAAAGCCUCUUUUCAAUGUUUAGAAAAUGACGUGUUCUUCUUUUUGACAUGCAGAGCUUGAAAUACAGAACGUUAUUUUAACUCAUUUAAUCCAGAUGAUAGCGUUUCGUCUCUGAGUGAAAGCGAUUCCCUGUAACAGGCUCAGUUUUCCUGCCGGCCACAUUGGACUGAACAGCUACAGCUGCUGGCCGCUGAGUAACCAGGAAAACUUCGUGCUUCUUCUUCCAAGUUCUUUCCAGCUCCUCCAGCUGGUUGACAACUUCCAUUGUUAUCUCACAGUUGAAGAAAUCUUCAGCAACAGUUCCAAUGAUCCCUGUAGCAUAGAGUGUUUUCACUUGGCGGCAAAAGGACAAGAUUAAAAUGGUGUUUUUGUUUACCAGGAACAAUGCGGCAUAGUCCUCUGCAGUGUUAAUAAUAGUGGAGGAGCAUGGUGCCGUCAGGGUUCCUCUCCACCCAAAACGAUGCUGCAUUCAUCUCCUGCAUGAAUCAAACAGUGAAUCAAUAUUUUCUCUUCGUGGCACAGCAGACAUCAAACCAGAAGAAAAGGAUGUAGGCCUACAGAAGACAGGAUGAGUAGGGGGCAGGCACCUUUUAGGAGAAGGCGAUGUAGCUAUGAAGUGAAUCCAAAGUCUCAGUGAAUUCAAACAAAUUUCCUCCCAAAGUCUGCAGCAUGUGAUCAGAGCCUGAGCGUUUGCAAAACUCAAAGAAAUAUUCUCCAAACUGCCUCAGGACUUCGUCUGGCUUUGCUGCUGAGAAGGAACAAGAGAACAAAGCAGAACUGUAUGUUCAAGCAGAAGUAUUCAUUGAUUUAUUUUUCACUUAAAACUGAUUUCAAAUGCUUCUAAUUUUAGACUGCAUAUUGAAAUGACACACGAGCAGUUUGCCUGAAAGCUUGCAGGCUUCUGCUCCUGACCGCAUGUUGAUUUCAUCUUCAUGGAUAUGUUCAAUAGGUUACCUGGACU